AUGGAGAUCACUCAAUACGAGUCCAGCUCCAGAGAUGAUCAUCACUGGGUGGAGAAACUCUUCCCUCCUCGAUUCACCUUACAAAACUUGCUGGAAAGUCAUACAAACACUAAUGAACAAGACAACAGUUCAAUGAAACCAUUAUCAUCUGACUCCACAGACAGGGCUGAAUCCCAGAGGAGCCGCAGAAGACAGAUCUACCUGAGGGCUUUGAAAGAAGUCCAACACACUGAGCGAACGCUAAAAACAGAGACCUUAACCAGGAGAAUUAUCAGACACGAUCAGCCUGAACAUGAAGGAGCAAACUCUGACCAGACUGACAUUGAGAGAUGCAUUUGGACUGAGAGAGACAUCAGCAAACUACGGAGUUGUUUGGAAGAAGUGGAGAGGGACAGAUGGCGACUAAAGCAACAGCUCAGUUAUACAGAAGACCAGCUUAAGGCAGAACAUGAGCAAAGGAUGAAGCUGCAAGGCAUGGUGGAGAAGUUGGAGGAACAGUUAAGCCUCUCCAAAAAAAGGGCUGCACGUCAGGCCCUCAUGAUGAAUGAUCUCAAGUCAGAGAGCCAAAAAAUGAACGCUCAGUUACGUAAGCUGACUCUAGAGGUCAGGGAAAAGGAGGAAGAGGCGAACAGGUGGAAGACAACUCUGAAACAAGCCAAAGAGGACAUGCAGGAGGGUGUACGGGAGCGCUCCAAACUCGCUUGGGAACUGGAAAGAGUGCGAGAGCAGUGGAAGUGUGAAGGAGAAAGGAUUGAAAAAGCAGCUCGGAUAGAAAAUGAGUCUGUGCUGAUGAGGCUUCAGAAGGAGCUCGAACAGGCCAGAGCUGAUACACAUGCAGAGAAAGAAAGAGAUCACUAUCACUGCAUGGAGAAUCUGAAGGCUCAAAGCUUCAACAAGCUUAAGGACAAAACCUCCUUUAAAACCCUGUCAGCGGAAUAA
Molecule: messenger RNA, 939 nt
Organism: Danio rerio (zebrafish)
Lineage: Eukaryota; Metazoa; Chordata; Actinopteri; Cypriniformes; Danionidae
Source: RefSeq, a predicted model, not a curated record